UAAUAAUUUAGAUCAAGCGGAUAUUUCAUUUGGAUUAGUUUGUGUAAUACUAAUUCUAAUGGUAUUUUUAUCUACACUAUACGAUCACUUGAGGAAUUACUCCAAUGACAAAUUAGUAGAAAGAUCUCCUAUAACAUCAUUACUGCUCACCUUUUCAUUAAAAGGCAAUCUAAAAAAACUACCUUUUUGCGAUGACACAAACCAAGCUUUGACAAUUUUAUAUGGAAUGAGAGUAAUUUGUAUAUGCAUGAUCAUUAUGGAUCAUCGUUUUGGAACCCACCUAGCAUCUGGAGUUUUGAAUUUUGAUAUGGUAGAAAACCAAUAUAGGUCUCCUGUGGGCAGUAUGUUUUUUCACGGCGACGUUUUCGUGGACUCGUUUUUCAUUUUAAGUGGAUUGCUAGGAACUUACUGCCUUCUUAGUCAAUACGACAAAAGAUUUAUCAAUCCAGGAUUGCUAGUCUUCAUGAGAUAUAUCAGAUUAACACCCGUAUAUGCCAUGGUUAUAUUUUAUUAUGCAACUUAUUUUAAAUAUUCCGGGAAUGGUCCAAUGUGGAAAACUAUCAUUUAUCCAGAAGUAGAAGAUUGUAGAAAUAAUUGGUGGACAAAUUUGCUGUAUAUUAAUAAUUAUGUCAAUGUAGACAAAAUAUGUAUGGUGCAUUCAUGGUACCUUCCAUGUGACUUCCACUAUUUCAUGAUCGCAGUAAUUUUAUGUAUUAUAAUUUACAAGAACAAGAGGGCAGGGUUAAUUAUUCUGUCAAUGGUAACGUUUGUAUCUAUUAUCAUACCUUUCCUCAUAAUUUACCUCUACCAACGAUCAGCUGUGAUAUACUUUUAUCCAGAUUUUUUAAGAAUGCCGAAACAGCAAGACGAUUUUAUAAUAGCAUAUUCAAAAUCACAUGCAAGAGCGUCGCCAUAUUUUAUCGGAAUGAUUGCUGGAUAUAUAUAUUACAAAAUGCGUGAUUCGGAGAAAUGUCUUAAAAAGAUUUACUCACACAUCAUUCUCCUAGGAUCUCUAGUACUCAUGAUAUCAUCAAUUCUAACCGGCGUGAUCUUCUAUGAUCCUAAAUAUGAAUACAGCCCUGUAGACUCUGCUCUAUAUGCAGCUAUACACAGAGUUGCAUGGUCAGUAGGAACCAUAGGAGUUCUUUAUGUAGCAAGUUAUGGUCACGCAAAAUUAAUCUACAGCUUUUUGUCUUGGAAGCCGUGGGUUCCGAUCAGCAAAUUGGUGUAUGGUGCCUACUUGACACAUAUGCAGUUCCAAAUGAGGGCCGUCGCUCGAAAAGGUGGUUCAGACUCUAUAACUUAUUUUGACAUUAUCAGCUAUUCCUUAUCAGAUAUUGUACUGGCAUUUGCGGCAGCAUUUGUAUUAUAUCUAGCUGUGGAAGCACCUUUUAGGAAUAUUUUCACCUUACUUCUAGUGCCUUCAAAAAACAAGAAAAAGAAACCGAAACCGAUUGAAAAUCAAGAAAGUGUUAGUGAAGUUACCUGUGAUAGUCAUUUGUAAAUGAAGCUCAAUUAACGGCUUUUCUUAGAUUAAUAGAAAAUAUUUAUUUUACAUAAUAUUUAAUAGAGAACUUAACUAAAAACGUUAGUAAUGUAUUUUUUACGAAAUCAACGUUAAUCUGAAAUCGUGUGGUAGUAUCUAAAUAUUAAUUCAGAGAUAUUUCAUUUAUCAGUAAUAUAAUAGAAUCGUGCAAAUUCAAAAAUAUUAAUAAAUUAUUU
Molecule: messenger RNA, 1722 nt
Organism: Psylliodes chrysocephalus
Lineage: Eukaryota; Metazoa; Arthropoda; Insecta; Coleoptera; Chrysomelidae
Source: the annotation of a GenBank genome assembly